Messenger RNA from Bolinopsis microptera, 1206 nucleotides. RefSeq lists its product as uncharacterized. The transcript has 5 exons. Lineage: Eukaryota; Metazoa; Ctenophora; Tentaculata; Lobata; Bolinopsidae. The record is from RefSeq and is a predicted model, not a curated record. Bases 374 to 694 code for a protein of 106 amino acids.
CCAAAAAAACCCUCAAGCGCACAAUUGGUGGAGAACCCGGGCAAGGGCCGUUAAAGAAAGUGAUCCAGUGGAGAGAAACAGGGCCGACCCGUGGCUCGGGUUGAGCCUCAGGGACCUCCAGUGGUAUGGAGGGUAAAUGAGGUCGAAAGGCUUCGCAGAUUGGUCAGGGAGCUGGGGCAAAAAGUGAAUUACCUGCGAAUGCAUCUAGUUUCCCAGAAAUUGAAGUUCGCACAACGUGUUUCGGAGGGCGUGGUGCACCACGCAAAACUGAUGUACGACAGUUUAGUGUUCUCCAGUGACUAACAUGUCCGGAUCAUCCGACAAGGGGAAAGAUAGAGUUUUUGUGUUUUGAUACAGUGUUCCAAAUCACGACAUGCCGGGACCACCCGACAAGGGGAAGAGCAGGAAAAGGAGAAGAAGUUCCAACAGUGAUAUCGAGGUGAUUGAUGAGCGUGGCCGACCUGUGGCUCGUGUCGAGCCUCUGGAAACUUCCGAAGUUGCCAGGGUAACUGAGGUCGCGAGACUUCAGAAGUUAGUGCAGAAACUGGAACAGGAGGUAAAAUUCCUCAGAACGAAUCUAGUCUCCCAGAAACUACAGUUUGCACGACGUAUCUCGGAGUGCACCACACAAAACAGUUGUUCAGCAGCUUGGUCGAAGAAACCACGGGAGAGAUUCUGGACACUAUCCAAAUAGAUAGUUCUAGCGAGUCAGACGCGACUCAGCUCCAAAGGAAGAACCAGGGCCGUCCGGUCAAUCAGAUAGAGAGACAAUUAGUCGUGAGACAGUGAUUCAGCAUGUGUUUUUUCAGUGAUUUCUUUAUUUAUUUCUUUAUUUAUUUAUCUUUUUAGUCCAUUGCUUGAGGUCCCCUUCUAGAUCUAUUUAGAAUAAGUAAUUUUUUUCUUGUACGGAGGGCCAGUAGUUGAUAGUUCUGCAUUCUUGGUGCUAACCUCAGUGGUAUCUUCUUCGGUAAUGACAGGGGGAUUAUGAUACAACUUGAAAAAAUAUUUUUAUCCAUCCGUGGCUAAUUAUCCAAUUCUGGACUAGCGUUUCGGUGUGUUCAAAAGCUUUCAGGCCCGCACAUAAGUUGCCUGUCCUUUCACAACCCAAUUACUAUGAGCCUACUUUUACUUUGGACGAUCCUCGAUCGAAAUACUAUUCGCAGUCAAGGACUUAAAGUCAUACACCAAAUAAGCAUUAUAUUUUCA